Messenger RNA from Aspergillus viridinutans, 447 nucleotides. RefSeq lists its product as uncharacterized. The record is from RefSeq and is a predicted model, not a curated record. The transcript has a single exon. NCBI's taxonomy places the organism in Eukaryota, Fungi, Ascomycota, Eurotiomycetes, Eurotiales, Aspergillaceae. The coding region runs from base 1 to 447 and encodes 148 amino acids.
AUGACCGACUACACCGGUAACACCAACACCUAUGACACGACGGGCUCUACAACGGGUUACGGUACCACGGGAACCACUUAUGACAACACUGGCUAUGGCGGCACAACCGGCACAACCGGCUAUGGCACCACGGACACUGGCUAUGGCACCACGGCUGGGACCACAGGCUAUGGCACCAGGGGUUACGGCACCACCGCUGGCACAUACGGCACCACCUACGACAACGGCUACGGCACAACCGCCUAUGAUCCCAGCACUGGAGCGUACGACCAGCACAUGGACUAUCGUACCGAUGGCUCGACGAGGCAUCACCGUGAAAGAGUGAAUCCUAGCGGCACAUAUCGACACCGCGAUGUCGAUCGCCGCGAUGACGGCACCACCCGUGUCCAUAGGGAAUAUGACAACCCUAAUACCGGGACCAGCUACCACCGGGACUAUGAGCGGUAG